AUGCGCUCGCUUCUCCUCGUUUUUCUACUCGUCGCACCGAUGUUCGGUGGGUUUAAGCUAUUUGUCGUGGGAUUCGGUGUUUGCGGGCUUUUCCGCCUACCGUAAUCUUUCAUAUCGAUGGGCUUUGGCGAUUUGCAUGAUUUUUCUGCUUUCUGGACAAAAAAGAUACCCUAGAUUGCAGAAAAGUUCAUUUUUGCACAUAUUUGGCGUUAUCGUAACCCCUAAGAGCGUAGAAUUUUACAGCUGAAAUCCGAAUUCCACUUUUCGGCGGCUCCAUCACCAUCCGCAACAAUUCCGACGGAAGUUUCACAGUGGCCACCGAAAAAGUAGCUAAAUUUCGUAAUUUUCCGAUAUUUCCUUCCAGAAACUCCCGAAAAACGUCGAGAAACACACAAAGUUCACUCUGAUCAAUGGCACGGUCGCCGAUUUCGGUGAGUGUGCAGUGGUUGCCGAACAGGCACUAUUUUUGACGACAAAAUGCCGAAAAGGUGCAAUUCUUCCAGAAACUUCGACAAAUUCAAGCGGAAUCGCAUGGAAAAUCGAGGAAAACCCGGAACAUCAGCCGAAAAAGCGGCCUUCUCAGCGGCGCCCUAAAUCCGACGUUCUCAAUGCGUUGCUUUCAAUGUUUGGCCGAUUUUGA
This is a messenger RNA of Caenorhabditis sp. 36 PRJEB53466, 640 nucleotides long. The record is from the annotation of a GenBank genome assembly. NCBI's taxonomy places the organism in Eukaryota, Metazoa, Nematoda, Chromadorea, Rhabditida, Rhabditidae.